GGGGCGGGCGGCGGGCACGCAGCUGGCCAAGUCUCCGGAGCCGAUCCUCCUUCGGCACGAGCCCGGCGAUCUUUGCCGUGGAUGCUCUGCCCCGAGUGCUCCGUGCCGCGCCAGGCUUGCCAGGGUCCGCGGCAAGACAUGCCCGAGCCAGGCGCUGCACCGACCUCCACUUAUCAGUAAGCAGCCAAAGGCACCAUGGUCAGCAAGGACUCCGGUAGAUGCAUACUCACGACACCAGAGCGGGAAGUGGAGCCAGCUGCCUGCCUGGCCCUGGAGAUGAGAUAUGCCCUAGACCCUAACCGGCAGAUCAAAAAGCGGAACAAAGCCCUGCAGGUGCGCUUCAAGGAUAUCUGCGAGGCCCAGAAUGAGCAGAGGGACACACAGCUGUCUUCGGGAUCUCUGGAGAAGCGAGAGGCCAAGGCUGUGUCCUGUAGGACGGCCUACCGUAAGUAUAUGACAGUGCCCGCACGCCGAUCCAUUCCCAAUGUCACCAAGAGCACGGGUGUGCAGACCUCACCAGACCUUCGCAAGUGUUACCAGACUUUCCCGCUGGACCGCAAGAAAGGCAGUCUCAAAGGCCUGCCAGCUGCAGAUUCCUUCAAAAACCAGAACAAUGGGUUUCUAACAGGCUCAAAAGAGAAGAGCGAGGCUGGGCCCAUGGAGGACCCCCGGCCUUGCAGUGCGGGAAGGAUUCACAAGACCACAGCUUUGGUUUUCCAUUCCAACGAGCACGUGAAUGCGCUGGACCAACCUUCCGGGGUCAACUGUGCAGAGCUCUGCAAGACUCCAGACAUGCUUGGCUACCCCGAAGCUCUAGUGCCGAACUCUCGGCCUCCCUCCGAGGAGCCUGUCCACCAGCUGCAGGGGAGAGCUAAGCCGGACAGGGGCACCCUUGAUUCAGAGGAGCCCACCCCGCUUACCCAUGGAAGGGUAUUUAAAACAGAGGUUGCCACUGUGUACCCGCCUGCCAUCAGUACCCGGGACCCUGAGCCUGGCUUGUCGAACUCGGCUGCUGCCAGCCAAUGGUCUCUCUGCCCUGCAGUUGAGGAGCAGAGGAGGGCUGCCCACCUCAAUGGGCUGCAGGCAUCCACAGGCUCUGCUCUGGCCUGCUCACCCCCAGUGCAGUGCCUGUCCCCAGAAUGUAGCGAACAGCCCCCACAGAACCAGCCUAGCCCCACCGCUGGGGUGGGGGAUGAAGAACGCCAACAAAUUGUGCCUCAAACCGAAGUGGUAGACCUCAAGGCCCAGCUGCAGGUGAUGGAGAACUUAAUCAGCUCCAGCCAGGAGACCAUCAAAGUGCUGCUGGGGGUCAUUCAGGAGCUGGAGAAAGGAGAGGCCCACCGGGAAGGGCUUUCAUAUCGGACGGGGCAAGACACAGCUAAUUGUGACACGUGCAGGAACAGUGCAUGUAUUAUCUAUAGCGUGGAGCUGGAUUUUAAGCAACAAGAAGACAAACUCCAGCCUGUGCUGAGAAAACUGCACCCAGUCGAGGAAACUCAGGUCAUCCCUUCGCCUUACACUCAGGAGACUUCCUCCUCCACACCCAAGCAAAAAUCCAAAACGGAGUCCAAAAAGCACGGAAGGUGGAAACUCUGGUUUCUUUAAGACUCGUGGGCUCGGGAGUCCCCAGACCGUCUUUCAAACCCACUGGAAUUUAAGUCAGUCCUUUUCCAAACUGGAUAGGACCAAGGGAACUGCGGUGCCAAUGUGUGCUCCCUGCUUCUCACCCUUCGUACCAAAAAGGCCUUCGCACCAACAGAUAAUGUGCAGCAAAGGGAGUGACUAUCACCCCUUGCCAGCUGUCCGUUGCAGAUCACUGGUGUGGGGUGUAAAGUCUGAAAUAAAACUUACGUAAUCAAAGAUAAGGAAAAACUCUAACCCCUGGCAGCCCCCUCCCAUCCAUGAACAAGUAUUGAGUUAUCAGUGUUUCACGCAGCAGGCUGUCCAUCUGUAGACAGUGGAACUUUUCAUUGUUUUUGGCCUUUUAUUCUUAUGACUUUUUUUUUACAUGAGAAGACAAAGCAAGCCUUCUGUUAGCAAAGGACUUCAUUUUUACCUUUCAUUUUGCAAAUAAGCAGGGGGCGGGUGCAGUUUUCAGCACAUUAAAUUCCGGAGAAAGCACAAUUUUUUUCAAGUGGUCGGAGACCAUGAAUAAUCUCGAAAAUGUGACUCUAUGUAUACCUGCCUUUGUGUGCUGUAGCGCUACGCCAAGUGACCACAUCUCAGUGUCACAUUGACGCCACAGAUUUAGCACCCUCUUCAUCUCCAGAUGGACGACAUGUUUACUGCUCAUUUUCCAAAUGGCCAGCAGCCAGGAACCACCCCUACCCCCACCCCACGUCAGGUUAUGCCUUCAAUCAUUGCAAGCUGACAGGGUCAGAGCUAAUGGACACUAAGCUGUCUUAGGUCUUGUUUUUAAUCUUUGGGUACCCAAAGGCCAAAUGAUGAAUCUGGCGAGCAUUUGAAAAGAGACAGAGAUACACAAUGGAUAAUAUAGUUACCUAUAAAUCACCGGUGCCUGGGCUGCGGCAGAAAGUGUUUUUGUGGCUCAGUCCCCAGAGACACUCUUCAUCCCUGCGUACAGCCAGGUGUUGUCUACAGUUCUUUAUGCCCUGUCUCUACUGUGCAAGAUCUGACCAUCUCAGAGAGAAACAGUGUUUCCCUUAGCUGCUACCAACGGCCAAAUUUACCAUCGCCUCCAUUUAAGCUAUCAGUAAAUUGUAUUAAAUGGCAUACUUAGGGGAAAGCUGUGAAUCAGAUGUUUUUAGGGAUUUUUUUUUAAAUCCGCCAUCACACACAAGAGUUCUCUCUUGAUUACACAUGACAACGUGAACCUCCACUCCUUUCUUUUACACUCAUGUCUUUGGACCUUUCCAGGUCUCUUUUUUAUAGAAAACAAAAUCCUCUUGUGAGUUAAUGAUGUCUCUCAGUGUUCUGCUUCUCAUGUAGGAAGUAGGGGGGGCGGGGUCUUCUUUUGCCUUUUAUUUAUUUUUCUUUUUUUUGUAUAACUUAAAACUUUGAAUAGUUGUGAGCAUAUGAGAAAAACCUAGUCUUCAGUGUCCGUCCAGGGCUUUCAGCAGGAACUGCAUGCUGAUGGCAGCCUCGCGGAUCUGGUGGCAAACCCAGAGCGGCUUGGUUUGGGGAGAAGGUCAUGGCCUGCUUUGGAUGGGCAGGAGGUAAGACUCACCAUGCUUUUCCUCUGGACUCAACAAUUUCAUUUAGUUCUGACAUUUGAGUUAUACAAGGAUCUAGAGAUCAGCAAUCAGAUCUGGUCUUUAAAAGAGAAAACUAAAAGAAUAUUUUGUAUGACUGCUCUCAGGGGAUUACUUAAACCACACUACAGAGGUAUGCUUAGUUUAAAAUGCGUGCACACACACACACACACACACACCCCACGUGUGGGAAUACAUACACACACACACAAACACAAACACAUGCCUUUCACAAAGUACACUGCAAAAUUUCAAAUCUGCUUAAUUCAAAAUGCACACACAGACCAUAUCACACACGCAGGUGCAGGUGCACGUGCACACAUGGGCAUGCACACAAGCACAUGCCUUUAAGGAAGUACGCUAUGGGAAUUCAAAUCCACAGAAGAGCAGUAAACAAAUGAGCCGGAGGAGAGCCCUGACCACGCUGAUCCUGUACCUUGAAGGAAGUGCAAUUGUCUCAUGCAUACUGAACCUUUAAACAUGUCUUUCACGUUUUUAUACUGUUUUUAACUGACAUUAUGAAAAUGCUGGCAACCAGUUUUCUCAUGUGUUUGACGAAUUCCAUGUUCUCAGUAAGUGGAAGAAAGGGUUUAGCAACUUUCUGUCCUGUGCUGCACAUCUGUCUAAAUGCAAAUACGUGUGACUACCUGUGAUGUCACUGUUUCGAGUCAAAUAAAAAAAUUAAAUAUUUUAGAGCCAGAAAUGAAACGCUGAAGAUAAACUAAUUCCUCCUUGAAAGAAAAAGCAUCUCUGCCAAACAGGAAACAAAAUGCAUUUUCAAGCUCAUUUCAUAGCCAAUCACAAUAUGCCAACGACAGAGGCCGACCCUUCUCCUGGAAAGAUUGAAGUCAAAAUUCAUACAAAACCAAGUGAAAAGUUCAGUAUUCCCUUCUAUGUAGAUGUACACAUGGCAUUACGUAUAGAGAGUAAAUUAUUAUACUUGUCAUUAAAUAUUU
Messenger RNA from Myodes glareolus (Bank vole), 4168 nucleotides. RefSeq names its product inhibitory synaptic factor 2A (gene Insyn2a). Gene Ontology annotation, biological process: inhibitory postsynaptic potential. The record is from RefSeq and is a predicted model, not a curated record. Lineage: Eukaryota; Metazoa; Chordata; Mammalia; Rodentia; Cricetidae. Gene Ontology annotation, cellular component: postsynaptic density.